This is a messenger RNA of Camellia sinensis, 1244 nucleotides long. The record is from RefSeq and is a predicted model, not a curated record. NCBI's taxonomy places the organism in Eukaryota, Viridiplantae, Streptophyta, Magnoliopsida, Ericales, Theaceae.
GUAUUCUGAUAGCCACUAUCUUGCCUUUCACCGCUGUGGGUUUACGCUUACUUCCCGACGCUCGCUCCCGAGUUGGAGGUCGAGGCACCACUAGGUGUGCCAUAUUCACACAGAUUCGAUGGUCGGUGCCGGUCUAGGCCUUGGGAGACAUUGCCAUAUCUUCGGCAGUACUUCGACACCGUGCGGGCGACGGAGAUCACCUGGCAGCCUUGGCUGGCGAUGCCCGGUUAUUCUCGGUUCUAGUUCACCAGGGCAUGGGGCGCCUCCCGGUACAGGGUUUUGCUUGAGGGACCAGUCGGCAGAGCCUGGUUUCUCGGGGAUCGCUUCAUGCGUCAGACGAUGGGCAAUCCCAAUCAGGAUCCCCUCAUGGCCUCCACUGGACAUGCGUUCUACAGAGAGGCUCACUCCCCAGGAGGUUGACGACCUUAUGCGAGGUGCCGACGCAGUUCUUUUCCUGGAGGAGGGGGAGUACGCGACAUACUGUCAUACAUACUUGAGGCCUCCACUGACAGGUGUCCGUACUCCUACAAGGAGGAGUGCUGAUAUGCCGUUGUCGAGUCACGCUCGAGCUACAUACAUCUAUUCCACUAGCAGGGCGAGAACAUCGAGGGGUAGGGCUAAAGGGAUGCCCUCGACUUGCCAGUAUGCUAGGUGGCCAGAUCUUUCGACCGAGCUGACGGGCUGGCAGUAUGGGACAUCUUAUCCGAUUCCACUGGAGCCUCCAUUGCCCAAUCAUCGAUAUGUCAGUGACCCUAACUCACCACCGCCCUCCAGAGAGUAUACUGAGGGGUUGCUCGGAGUGGUGGCCUAACUCGAAAGCAUGGUCCUGCGGAGGGAGACGCUGCUGUACGCCUCUGACACUCUGGUCCCACCUUUGUGGACUGGGCCAUCCAGGCCUUCUCGAUCAGCUGGGAGAGGGGUCUCGACUUGCGGCCGGGGGAGACGUAGAGCACUUGUCAGUCAUGACGAGGAGUCUAGCGAGGAGGAGGAGUCAACACAUCCACAGUUAGAGACAUCUGUAGGCAGGGAUGACGACUCCGGUUCCAGUUCUGAGGGCGGAAGCAACGCCGAGGAGGAUUCCGAGGAUGGUGACUCCGAUUUAGACGGAGGUACCGACGGUGGUGGUGCAGAGGCUGCUCGGUCGAAGAGGGCGAAGAGGGCCUCUCGAUCUUGAGCUUGAUAGCAUUAAUGCAGAUGUUCCUGCUUUAUUUUUCUUUUUACAUGUAGUUGUAGCACAUUGUACA